Molecule: messenger RNA, 2264 nt
Organism: Copidosoma floridanum
Lineage: Eukaryota; Metazoa; Arthropoda; Insecta; Hymenoptera; Encyrtidae
Biological process (GO): regulation of DNA-templated transcription
Molecular function (GO): DNA-binding transcription factor activity, RNA polymerase II-specific; sequence-specific double-stranded DNA binding
Source: RefSeq, a predicted model, not a curated record
AUGGUGCUAGAGCCAGGGGGUGGCUUGUCGUUCCCGCCGCCUCCUGGUGGUGGCAGUGCCGCGGUGGCUGCCGCAGCUGCCGCCGCGGCCGCGGCAGUGGCUAGCUCGAGUGGAGGUGCUUCGGGCGUCGCCACGACCGCCGGCUCCCUGCUCGGGCCCACGAGGCUCUUCCAGAGGACGGCACCCGUGUUCCCGUUCCACCUGCCGGGCUGGCACCACCCGGUCCUGGGUCAGGUACAGAGUCAGGUGCAGCAGUCGAUACAGGCCCAGGCCGCGCAAGCCGUGGCCGUGCGUUACCUCAGCCAUCACCAUCCGCACCAUGCGCAUCCGGCCCUGGCCAGCCAUCCGCUCGUGCCUGGGAUUGGCCCUCAUCACCCGGGGGCCCAUCAUCUGCAUCACUCCAUGGCCGAUCACAACGAUGACGACGACGACAAGAAAGGGGACGGCGAGAGCGACGAGGGCGGCAGCAAACGAAGACGCAGCCGGACCAACUUCAAUAGCUGGCAGCUGGAGGAGCUGGAGCGGGCCUUUCUCGCGAGCCACUACCCGGACGUGUUCAUGAGGGAGGCCCUGGCUCUGCGGCUCGAGCUCAAGGAGAGUCGCGUGGCGGUGUGGUUCCAGAACCGCAGAGCCAAGUGGAGGAAGAAGGAGCACACGAAAAAGGGCCCGGGCAGGCCGGCGCACAACGCCCAUCCGCAGAGCUGCAGCGGCGAGCCCAUUCCCCCGGAGGAGCUGCGCAGAAAGGAGCGCGAGAGGCGGCACAAGAAGCUGAUGAAGGCGCUCGAGAGGCAGCAGAGGAAAUUGGCGGCCAAGGGCAUCACGGUGGACCUGUCGACACUCAGAGCGGAAUGGGAGUCGCGCAGCGCCGCCGCCGGAGGUGGGGGUGGCAACAGCACCCUCAACGGGAGCUUCAGCCUGAACAACAACAACAACAACGAAGGCAGCAGUAUCUCGGGCAUCGACGCGAACGAGGAAAUCGACGUGGUCGGGGGACUGGACUCGUGCAGCGAGAGCGGCAGCGAAAGGGUCGAUUCGGCGGCCGAUGGCUCGAUAGACGGCGAAUCUUACCCCCGCGUGCUCUCCUCCUCGUCGGACAACAACCCCACGAUGACGUCGGAACAGCAGCAACAACGAAGAAAGUCCCUUCUGCCGAAUCACCACCAGAUGGGCCUGUCGGGGCCCAACGCCAGCCUCCACCUGAACCACCAGCCCGGCAUCCACCACUGGGGCCUCAGUCUGCUGGAACGGCGGAGGGAGCUCGUGGGUCUCAGCGCGGGCACCAACGGCUCGACCACCGCGUCGACCACCACGGCCAUGACGACAACGACUACGUCGUCCGUGGCCUCGGUGCGGAACAGCUCGAGAAGCCUCGAGGACGACGUGCAGAGCAGCAGCAUCGACCUGUCGGUCAAGGGCAGGGAGGAGAGGCGCCGACUGAAUCCCUUCUCCAUCGACAGUCUACUGGGCAACAACAGGUGCGGCACUCCGGACGCCAACCACCACCACCACCACCUGCACCACAGCCAUCAGGACUCGAUACCGGUGAGCAUAGUCGCGGGCAGGGAUUUCAAGUCGCCGGCCGGCUCGCCGGCUUCGUCGGCCAACUCGUUGCCCACCUCGCCCACGCUGACGUAGUCCUGACUCAGGUGGUGGAGAGAGGCCCGCUAAGGAAGACACGGAGACCGAUGGGACUGACUGGUGGAGGACCCCCGCCCAGCGAUUGGUUAAUCUUUUUUUUCUCUUUAUUUGUCUUUGGAAGUUACUCCCGUGGCGCGACUGAGUUUCGAUCGAGCCAAUGUGGGAGGCAACGUUGUUCGGUCAAGUGAGAAAAGCAACAAAAACUCUGCCGUGCGUUGUGAAAAUUGGAUAUACAAUAAGUAGAGUGUAUUCGUUGUUUUGCUGGGCGCGGGGAGUAGCCCCUGCAGAUCAAAUCUCGACGAACGUAAGGUCGAGGUGAGAAAGACCCGUCAUCCCUCCGCACGGCGCAUAUCGCUUCCAACAUAUCCACAGUGUGUGUACUGCUAGCUGAUUUCUUUCUAGACUGAGCGAAGAAAGGAGAGGAGGAAAAGUGCCGUAUCUUCCUUAUCGGGGCGUGGGUUUUCUCUCUGCCUCUCUUCGUUCCUCGUAACUCUUUAAUAAUAACUGUGCAAUAAACGUGUCGGGCCGAGCGUGGAGUGGAGCUGGGCGCUCGCGCGAGCUGUGAAUGUUGUCGGGGAAGGGGAGGCUCCAAGAUGGGGUGUCGAUAAAGAAUCGUUUUGAGAAAA